Molecule: messenger RNA, 807 nt
Organism: Aspergillus versicolor CBS 583.65
Lineage: Eukaryota; Fungi; Ascomycota; Eurotiomycetes; Eurotiales; Aspergillaceae
Product: bZIP transcription factor
Exons: 3
Coding region: 1-807 (268 amino acids)
Cellular component (GO): RNA polymerase II transcription regulator complex
Molecular function (GO): DNA-binding transcription activator activity, RNA polymerase II-specific; transcription cis-regulatory region binding
Source: RefSeq, a predicted model, not a curated record
AUGACUUCUACGCAGUUUAAUCUUGAUCAUGAUCCUUGGCUUAUUCAGAUGUUGGACUCAGCAGAUUUGCCACAGAUGCCGCCCAAUGUUUCGUUGAACUGGACCGGCACUGAAUUAACCCCCCAACCAGCAGACACGUGGUCGUGGCAGCUCCAACACAAUGUUGAUGGCAGAAGUAACUUAAACGGCAGCUCGUCUGGGCCGGUCUCAACAUCCCGGGCCGCAGAUCGAGCCCCUGAUUCAGAUCAACUUCAAAGGAAUCUGUUUGAUGAGGAUGGCGAUGAAUACAGUGUCCGACGAAGGGAGAAAAACCGCAUGGCACAAAAGGCCUUCCGACAACGGAAAGAGCAGUAUGUUAAAACAUUAGAACGGAAAUUUAACGAAUUGGAAUCAAAAUCGAAUUCCCUAGAAGAAGAAAACCGUCGUCUCAAGGCCGAGUUGGCAUCACUGCUUCCGGUUCAGCAUCAACCUGGUCGUGAUGUGUUGCGCGAUAGCUUGCUUGACGAGCCAAAUCAGGACAGUCCCCUGAGCGAGGGGACUUUGAAUUCUGACGGCCGCAAUUAUAUACGAAUCAGCGAGGGCGCGCGUGCAAAACUGGUAGAUUCCGACAAUACCUGCCAGAUGAUCAGUACCGUGUGGGAGUUGAUUCAGUCUAAUGAUCUUUUUGAGCAGCGUGAGGUUGAUUUUGUACGUGUGUACGAACAGCUGCGGGAGAUAGCUGGCGCUCAGAAGCAACAUUUUAACCUGGAGGAUGGAAUUCAGAAAAUAUUUGAAAAUGCGUUUCCCAAGGAGGACAGUUUGUUAUAG